Paramecium tetraurelia is the source of this 4779-nucleotide messenger RNA. RefSeq lists its product as uncharacterized. The record is from RefSeq and is a predicted model, not a curated record. The transcript is spliced from 5 exons. NCBI's taxonomy places the organism in Eukaryota, Ciliophora, Oligohymenophorea, Peniculida, Parameciidae.
AUGGGAGAUAUUUAAGGUGAGAGUGGGCAAAACCUAAUUUAAUCUGAAUCGAUAGGGUUCUUUGAGAAAGUGAAACAAAUUAUUUUUCAAGUUCUUUUUGUUUUAAGGAAGGACGAAGAAUCGGAAGAGUCUUAAUUAUCAUUUUAUAUAUAAACUGGGUUGGAUUACUUUUAGAUGCAUACUUUUCCAUUCAACAAUAAUGUUUACUAUUUAUGGAAGGCAGACAAUGUGAUUGGAUUUGUCUUAAAUUUCGUUAAUCUCUUUUAAUUAAGUACUUACAUACCUAAUAUCUCUUACUUCGCUCUUCUAUCAUCUGUAUACAUUUUGCUUGUAAUUAUAUUGCUUAUCAUAUUGGAUAUCAUUUAUGUAAGUUAUUCAUUUUCAAAAAAUUAAUUUGCUGCCACAUGGCCUUUGGUCGUAUUGAGAUCAGUCACAUCACUUGUGGUUACUGUGUUGUUUUUGCCGAUUACCGAAACUUUAUUUUCCAUAUUAUAAUGUUAAACCGAUCAAACUACUGGGGAAUAUAUAAUAUCUGGUUAUAGUGAGAUUUAUGUGGUUUGUUGGUAAGGAUGGCACACAUUUCACGCAUUGUUAACAUUGCUGUUUAUGUUCAUGUUUGUAGCAAUUUGUGCUAUAGUGGCCUAUGCAUUUUUUGAGCCAGGAAUGAUGAGUGAUGAUAGAACAGCAAGACAGGAUAGUAAAGGGGAAGUGACAUUCAUUAUUAACAAGGUGACAUGUUAAGUGUUGUAUUGUUUUUUGGGAGAGAAUCAAUCAUGGAUCUUGGUGUUGGCAACAUUUCUUAUGGCUGUAUGGUUAUUUUGGGAAUAUAAUUUCGAUGAUCCUUACUAUGACUUUGAAGUGGGAAGAUUCUAUUCAAUAAUUUCUAGUUAUUAUUUAUGGGCUAACAUUUUGUUGUUGAUAUGCAAGAUAUUUGAGAAUCAGGAUUUCAAUGGAGGAUUUAUUGCUUGGAUAAUAGGAUUGCCAUUCAUAGUUUCAAUUAUGUUGAUGACAAAAAAGUCUAAGAUUGACACGUUGAUUAAGGUAUAGAAGAAGAUCAGAAGUGGCAAGGAGAUCUGGGCUCAUAUUCGGUAUGUUUUGUAGCUUAUUCAAUAACAAGAAAAGGACAGGAAUUCUUAUAUGCUUUUGAUUGGGUACAUAGAGAAGCACAAAGAAACUUGUAAAUAUAAUGAUUGCUAUUUUAAAUUCAGUAGAAGAAGGAAUACUGAAUUGGAUAUGAAUGAUAUGAUCAGAGGAUUAAUUUAGGAACUUGAAAAGAUGUUCAAGGAUGGCAUUAAGAAAUUUCCUAAAAGUGCUGAACUCAAGAUCUUUUAUGCUUUAUUUAUUAUGGAGAGAAAGAAAAAUAAGGAAGGAGCGUAUAAAUAAUUUGAACUUAUUGAUGAUAAAUGUAAGCCUGCAUUGUAUCAAUAAUUCAUAAAAUACAGAUAUAUGAAAAGUAUCAAGGAGAAUAAGAAGGAAAACAAAGAUGACGAUAUUGUGGAGGCUAUCAAAUAUAACAAUCAUUAAACAAUGUGUGAAAAGAGUAUGCAGCAAUCAGCAAAAUUGCAAAAGGACUUUUGGGGAGAAUUAAAGGAGGAUCAACCUGAUUUAGGUAAGUUGAUGAAGUUGGGUGCUGAUAUUACCUAUGUUACUAAAACAGCUAGACAGAAUUAUGAGGAAAUGCAAAAGAUAUCCUAAAAUGUAUAUUAGAGUGUUAAAAUAUACAGCAAUUUUAUUUUGUAUGUGUUAAAUGAUUAGAAAUUGGGAGGAGAAUUAAGGAAGAUAGCCUAGAAUAUCAAAGAAGAAUUUUAAAAAGAAUAUGGGGGAAGAAAUGAAUUUUUGAAUAUUGAUAAUUAACCUAUUCCAUUUAUUUAAGUGAGUGCCAAAAAGGCAGAAGUAGGUAAGAUAGUAAAUGUUAACACCUUAUUUACAACAUUUUUUGGGUAUUAAAAAGAAGAAUUGAUAAAUAAAUCAAUUAAUGUUUUGAUGCCUAAAUUAUAUGCAGAAAAACAUGACAAUUAUCUAAUUGAAUUUUUUGAUAAUAUUGUAUUGAAUCUAAAAUUGGAAGGAGAAAUUGAUAGUUAAUAUUUGGACACUGAUUAAACCCAAAUAUUUAAACAUAAAAAUGGAUAUAUAGUUCCAUUUAUAUAUCAUGUUACUCUUAAUCUGGAGACCAUGAAAUAUUUGACAACAUUUAAAAGUGAAAAUACCAUCAAAAGUUAAGUCAUUUUUAUAGUGGAUAACACAUCUAAAAUAAUGGAAAUGUCAUCUGGAGCAAUAAUCUUUUUUGAUUUGGAAUUAAAGUAGAUAGAAAAAGAUGUUUAUCUCAACAAUUUUAUCCCCAAUGUUCUAUUAUAAAAUGAGAAACAUAUCUAAUAUAAUCAUCAAAGCAAAGAUGGAACAUACUUUUUUUCAUGCCUGAUUAAAGAGAUUAAGCUGCCAUAGAGGAUGGAUGAAAGUACUCAUGGUAAAUCGAACUAAAAAGACGAAACUAAUAAUAUAAAAACUGGGAAAUGGUUGGUUAGAUUAGAGAAGUUAGAAAAGAAUGAAGUCAAUCUAGGUGGUCAAUAGAAGAAAAAUAAGAAUUUUGCAGUUAGUACUCGAUAACUUAUAACAACAACAAAUACCAAUAGCAAUCCAACUUCAUAACAAUAUCUCUAAACUAAGAUCUAGGUUAAUCAAUCAAUUGAUGGACAGAUACCUAAAUUUGACACUAAUUUAGAGUUUGAUCAAUAAUAUGCAGUUUUUUUAUCGGAACUGUAUUCAGAACCUAGAUAUGACGACUAUAAGAUGCUGUUAAAUUAAUAAGUGGAAAGUGAAGUAAAUCCAGUUGUUGACUAUUCUAGUGACAUAGUCAUAAGAAGAUUAAUACGCAAUCAAAUAUUAAAUAUAGACGAGGAAAAGGAGUAGGAGUUCUUACUAUAGUUGGAAGAGGAGGAAGAAGAAAACUCGAUAUUCAGAUUCAAUUAAAAUUAAUUUGAAGAUGAAGAUGAUUAUAAGAUAUUCGCUCAUAGAAACUCUUAAGAUCUUAUUAGGAGAGUUUUAAAUUAAGAUCACAAGCAUAUGAAAAUUACAGAGUUCAAAGUGUAUUCAAAUCUUUGGAUAUUCUUCAUCUUCUUCAUAACAAUUCUUCAAUAUUUAUUCUGUCAAUCGUACUUCGUCUCUUACAAAGAGAGUAUUAAGUCAAUCUAUUUAGUGAAUAAUGAAAUUAUAUUCCAAAAUUAAGUAAUCUCAAGAGUUUUAGAUCUAUGUUUACCUUAACAAUUUAAUAUAACUCAGUUGUAUCUAGAGCUUUAGUAUGCUGCCAAUAAUGCAACUGCUUUCAAUCAAUACGUAAAUUCUGCAUUAUUAGAUUACUAUUUUGACGAUCACUAUAUUAAUUUAAGAUUUUUUGAUGAUGAUUAAUACAGUGAGAUUAAUAUAAAAUUGGAAAGUGCAUUGUUGCUAAUUGAAACCUUGGCAUUAAAUACUACACUUUUGAAUAAUCAAACAUUCAAUUACAAAAGCAAUAUAAUCUAAAAUAUAGUUUAUAAUCAUUUCAAUGUUGUUCAUCAAUAGAUUAUUAAUAUUGCCUAUGAGUUGUACUCAAAUGUUGAAAGCUAAAUGAAUUAAUAUGAUGUGAAUCUAUUAAUUACUUUGGGAAUAUUGAUCUUAGUCACCACCCUAGCAAUGACAAAAUUCAUUACUUUGAUGUUGAGUAUCAAAAUGGACAGAGAGAACAUCUUGUUCUUAUUUUUAGAUAUCCCCUAAAAGCAUAUAACCAUACUCUAUAAGAAGGUUGAAUAUUUUAUUAAAAAUUAUAUUGGCAUAGAGGAAUUAAAAAGAAAAAAUGAAUUAGAAGGUUAUGAUUCAAGUGAAGAAGAGUAGAUGUAGGAGGAUUAGAUUAAGAUUUAAAAGAACCCAGAAGAGGAGGAGAAUUUCAUUUAAUUACAAUUGAAACGAAAGAAAAUUAUUGAGAAAUACAGAAAAAAUAAGUUUAAAGGCAAUCAAGCAAUUAUCAUUCAAUUUAUAUUCAUUGCUUUGUGUACAUUGAUAUUUGCUGUUUACAACAUCAUUAGUUCGGCUAGUGAAAGAAAUCAAAUUAGAUAUUUGCUUCCUUAAUACUUUUCAGGUUCAAUGGAUAUUUCUGAAUAUGGAAAUUAUCUCAAUAUUUUUAAAUUAGCAAUUUUAGACAAUUAAUUUAAUCUCAUUAAUUAAACCUCUUAUGAGUCAGCUUUCGCAUAAAUUGAAACCUUUACUGGCAAUCAAUUAAGUUCUUUAAGCUUUGCAUCCGCUCUGUUGAAUCAAUUACCAACAUUAAGAAACAUGUACUUUGGAAUUUACUAUGGAGAUAUUUGUAAUGAAUUAGGCUUAACCAAAAGUGAUAUUUGCUAUUCAAUUAUUGAAGGGAAUCUUGAAUUAGGGAUUUACAAUGUCGAACAAUAUUAUUUAUAAUACUUUAGAAAUCAGUUAUCCAUUAACUAAAAAGGAUAGAUUAUAGAUUAGUCAAUGUAUAAUUAUGUAAGGACAGCUGUGGAUUAAGUGUAGAGCUAUUAAUUAUCAAUGAUGACAAAUUAGAUGGAUGAAACUUUAAAUAUUCAACUUAUACUUGUAAUCAUUUUCAUAUUGGUAUUACUAUUAAUUUUUAUAAUCUAUUGGUUACCCUUUCUAACUAGUAUUAAUUCAUAAAUCAAUCAAAAUAUACAGAUGUUAAAUAUGAUACCAAUAGAUGUUAUCAAGGAUAAUAAGACAAUUAGAAGAUUCUUGAAAAAUAUAAUUAAAGAUAUGAAUAUUUAAGAUUGA